AGAAUUCAUAUAAAUUCAUCUUUAUCUGUUUUUUUGCUUUGGUGGACCUUAUUUUUAAAUUGACAUUAGUCAACAAAACUCAUGAAUUCAACUGUUUUUGUCAAAUAGUUUUGUGUUCAGCUUGUAACCCUGGUUGUCCUGAAAAGAAGAUGGUGAAACACUUGUGAGGCGAAGUACAAGGGCUUUACAUAUACAUGAAAGUCAGAUAAGGAAAAGGCUAAUCUUUUUCUGGGGUCACAGGACUGAUAGGGUUAACCGUUUUAACAGUGGUUAUCUUUCAGACUGGUUCCACCCCCAGAACGCACAAACCUAUGGCAUGUGUGUACACACAGCCUUCAAUCAACAAACAUCCAGCCUAUCAGAAAGUCUCCCAGAGUGAGGCCCAGGCAGGAGCCGGCUGCUGCUGACCAAGGCACCAUGAUGGAGGGGGGCAUGCAGCUGCUGAACCGUGACGGCCACAGCAUCUCGCACAACUCCAAGCGCCACUACCACGACUCGUUCGUGUCCAUGAACAGGAUGCGCCAGCGCAGCUUGCUCUGCGACAUCGUGCUGCACGUCUCCAACAAGGAGAUUAAGGCACACAAGGUGGUGCUGGCAUCCUGCAGUACCUACUUCCACGCCAUGUUUACAAAUGAGAUGUCGGAGAGUCGCCAGACCCACGUGACCCUGCAUGACAUUGACCCCCAGGCGUUGGAACAGCUGGUUCAGUAUGCCUACACAGCAGAAAUCGUGGUGGGGGAGGGCAACGUGCAGACCUUACUCCCAGCGGCCAGCCUGCUGCAGCUCAACGGGGUGAGGGACGCCUGCUGUAAGUUCCUCCUCAGCCAGCUGGACCCCUCGAACUGCCUGGGCAUCCGCGGCUUCGCAGACACACACUCCUGCAGCGACCUGCUCAAGUCGGCGCACAAGUACGUCCUGCAGCACUUCGUGGAGGUGUCCAAGACCGAGGAGUUCAUGCUGCUGCCGCUGAAACAGGUAUUGGACCUAAUCUCCAGUGACAACCUGAACGUGCCGUCGGAAGAGGAGGUAUACCGGGCCGUGCUGAGCUGGGUCAAACACGACGUUGACGGGCGCAGGCAGCACGUUCCCUGGCUGAUGAAGUGUGUACGCCUGCCCCUACUGCGGAGGGAUUUCCUCAUGAGCAACGUGGACACGGAGCAGUUGGUGCGUCACCACUCGGAGUGCAAGGACCUGCUCAUCGAAGCCCUCAAGUACCACCUGAUGCCCGAGCAGAGAGGCGUGCUGAGCAACAGCCGCACCCGGCCUCGUCGCUGCGAGGGCGCCAGCCCCGUGCUCUUCGCCGUUGGUGGGGGUAGUCUGUUUGCCAUCCACGGCGACUGCGAGGCCUACGACACGCGGACCGACCGCUGGCACAUGGUGGCCUCUAUGUCCACCCGGCGGGCACGGGUGGGCGUGGCGGCCAUAGGAAACAAGCUGUACGCAGUGGGAGGGUAUGACGGUACCUCCGAUCUAGCGACUGUGGAGUCCUACGACCCGGUCACCAACUCCUGGCAACCCGAGGUUUCCAUGGGGACGCGACGGAGCUGUCUGGGUGUGGCGGUGUUGCACGGCCUCCUGUACGCGGCCGGCGGUUACGACGGAGCUUCCUGCCUCAACAGUGCAGAGCGGUACGACCCUCUGACCAGCACCUGGACCUCCAUCGCUGCCAUGAGCACCCGAAGGAGAUAUGUCCGUGUGGCCACUCUGGAUGGUAGUCUGUAUGCAGUAGGAGGGUAUGACAGUUCCUCACACCUAGCUACAGUGGAGAAAUAUGAACCACAGAGCAACGCGUGGACGGCCAUCGCCAACAUGCUGAGCCGACGCAGCAGUGCUGGGGUGGCUGUGCUGGAGGGCAUGCUCUACGUAGCCGGGGGAAAUGACGGCACCAGCUGCCUGAACUCAGUGGAGCGGUUCAACCCCAAGACCAAUGCCUGGGAGGGCGUGGCGCCCAUGAACAUCCGCAGAAGUACCCAUGACCUUGUGGCCAUGGACGGCUGGCUGUACGCAGUGGGCGGCAACGACGGCAGCUCCAGUCUCAACUCCAUUGAGAAGUACAACCCGCGCAGCAACAAGUGGGUGGCGGCCUCCUGCAUGUUCACGCGACGCAGCAGCGUGGGCGUGGCCGUCCUGGAGCUGCUCAACUUCCCGCCGCCCUCGUCGCCCACGCUCUCCGUGUCCUCCACCAGCCUUUGACACGGGGCUAGGUUCCGGCUGACCUCAGCCCCCGCCUCGGUCACCGCCGCCCCCGCACAGCCAGGCCCAAGCAAGAGACGUAACUGCUCUGUGUGAAGGGGGGAGGGGGGGGGGGAAUGGAGGGGGUGCAGUUAAACAGAGAAGAGGUGAUGAGGUUGGAAGAGCGAAGGAUGGGGAGAGGGGGAGAAACACAGAGGUUGCUGGUGGAUCUUUUGCGGUCUCGUUUCCUGAGGUCUCGCUGUAUUACCGUGAAGAUACCAGCUCCUAGUCUCUUGAAGAACACGGUAGAGUUUUCCUUGGAUAAAGAUAAAAACAAACUAAAAAACAUCCUCCCUUUAUCCCUCUUUCCCUUUGCAAUCCAAUGCUUGAAACACAGUCUCUGAAGACAGUCACUUUGUGUAUCAUGUGUACUGUAAAUGUCACCAUUUUUGCAAUAAUAUAUAUAUGGAUAUUGAAAUGAAUUAUUUUAACUAAGGAAUGUAGCUAUAGACUGGUUCUGCCAUGCAUGCUUAUCGUGUCCUGGCCGGCAGGAAUAAAAAUGUAUAGUGCUGCUGAAUGUGUCACACUAGGUGGCAGUAACAGCCAAUGUUGUUUUACCGUCCAACCCCACAGACGCACGUGGGGAGGAGGGUGAAGUUACCCCUAGACGCUGAUCUUGGGUCAGUUUAGCAUUUUCCCCACGAAUGGUUAAGGUUAGGAUUGGGAAAGGGGGAGCUGAUCCUAGAUCUGUACCUAGGGGAAACGUCACACUGAAAAAUAGAUCUAUUGAUACUAGAUCUACCGUUACUCAAAACUGUAGAUUUGUUGAAAUCCCUUUUUUUAUAUAAAAAAAAACAAUUCCGUUGAAUUCUAUUUCUUAUUUAUUAAAUGUAAAACAAUCUAUAGCUAAUAUAUUCAGACAAUUUCAAAGAUGCUUUAUGAAAAGCAAAUGGACCACUGCUACAAUUCAAGAGAGACGUAUUGUUUUUAUUUUGUUGCGUUAACUUUGUGCAUAUCAUGGAUGGAAGUGUGUCAUCGAAAAUGUCAAAGUGUGACACUGUUAGUCAUUCAGUGUGUGCUUGAGAGUUGAGUGUAUGAGUGAAGAGAGGAUUGAUAAGGAUGUCUUAAACUGAAGACAAUAUCAGGGCCGUAUUCAUAAAGUAUCUCCGAGUAGGAAUUCUGAUCCCGGAUCAGGUCAUCUCUCUUAUUCUGAAUGAUUUAAAAGGCUACACUGAUUCUAGAUCAGCACUCCUACUCCGAGACGCUUAACACAUACGGGACCCCGGUCAACUGAAAUAUCUCUUUUAUUAUUUGUAAUGGAAAACAGUUGAAAGAUAAAGGUUUAUUUUUAUCAUGCAGUGGUUCAUGUAACCUUGAGAGAAUUUAGCUGAUGCAUUUACAGGUCCUCGUGGAUAUUCUUUUGUGUGUUGGUACCUUGACUGUAAUGUAAUGUAAGUAUAUUUUUUGUGUGUUUUUUUUAUUGCCAUGCCACGUGCAUGACACCACCAAUGUCAUUAAUAGUUAAUGAGGGCGGCAGGGUAGCCUAGUGGUUAGAGCGUUUGACUAGUAACCGGAAGGUUGCAAGUUCAAAUCCCCGAGCUGAGGUACAAAUCUGUCGUUCUGCCCCUGAACAGACAGUUAACCUGUUCCUAGGCCGUCAUUGAAAAUACGAAUUUGUUCUUAACUGACUUGCCUAGUUAAAUAAAGGUAAAAUAAAAAUUAGGGCAACUAAUGUCCAAUACUGUUGUGUGGAAGGCUAUGGUAUGCAAGCUUGCUUGUCCACUAGCUAAUUAGAAGAGCCUAAUGUGCUGUAUAGAUCAUUAUGAAUGAUAAACACACACACAGUGGUAUCAUGCUUCUGGCAGCUUUGAAAUGGCUUAAGUGUGUAAAGUUAAAGUUAGCCAGUUAACACAAAUGCCACCAAUCUGAACACUUUGACACUAACGACGGUCAUGUCAAUGUAGAACACCUAUGGUGCUGUCAUUUUGUCUUACAUACACUUCAGUUUGUACUUUCACCCAUACCUCAUCCAUGUAUUGUUGGAUACAGAUGUAUAAACGUGUGACAACAUGUAAUAUAACUCCAAGCUCGAAUGAUACUCUGAAACACGUAAGUGAGAUAAUACCAGGAUUCUUUGGUCGUUAAAAGGUGGAGUGGUUAAAAUAAUGACCCUAUUUGUACAAAGUUGAUACUGACUCUUUGCCUGAGGUGAAAGAGCUGUGUCAGCCAAGGUAGACUACAACGGGUCCUAAUUUGAGUUCUUGACUCAGUCAUGGUUAACUAGGUUCAAUAAAUAUGUAGCACAGUGUGAUAAGAUGUCAAACUUCUGAGAAGUAAUUUUUUUCUCCCUUUUUUUUUUUUUAGAAGGAUUUUGAUUUUCUAGUUUUGUUUUUUCCGGAACAACCCAAUAUUGGUUAGUUGUAGAAAGACCCCUUAGAAAACAAAGCUCUGUUUGUCUAAUACAGAUUAUUUCCUGAAAUGGUGAAGUGUCUUGUUCCCAAAGGGCAAAAGUGGUUGCACUGAUAUUUUUUGUGACAUCACGGUCAGGUUGUAUACUGAUUAGAUGUAUUUUUAGCAACCACAAAAAGGACAUCUUUAACUAGUUGUAAUCUGGUAUCUGACCAUACAACCAGAAAACACAUUUACAACCAGAAAAAUAACUCAUAACAUUCCAUGGCAAAUUUUGCCUUCUGGGUUCGUGUGAACUCCUUAUGUACCAUGAGUGAAAUCCAUGAGUGAAAUCCGCACUCAACCACACAAGACCUUGGCUUCCAUUUUGUUGAUUCAAAUAUAAAUCAGAAGUUACCCAAUUUCUUGGAUUAAAAAAUGUGUGCAAUGUCAAAGUGACUGUAGCUUUUUCAGUUAACACAUUGUCACAUGCAUUGUUUAUUUAUAAUAUGUUUGUUAUAUUUAUGAGGACACUUGUAAAGUAAUUUUGCACUAUUGUGAAAAUGGAGCAAUACACUGUAUAGUAAAUAAAUAAAUAGAUGUUUUCCGGUGUGAGGA
Molecule: messenger RNA, 5178 nt
Organism: Oncorhynchus keta (chum salmon)
Lineage: Eukaryota; Metazoa; Chordata; Actinopteri; Salmoniformes; Salmonidae
Product: kelch-like protein 17
Exons: 12
Coding region: 418-2193 (591 amino acids)
Molecular function (GO): protein binding
Source: RefSeq, a predicted model, not a curated record